Trifolium pratense (red clover) is the source of this 433-nucleotide messenger RNA. RefSeq lists its product as uncharacterized. The transcript has 3 exons. Bases 119 to 433 code for a protein of 104 amino acids. The record is from RefSeq and is a predicted model, not a curated record. NCBI's taxonomy places the organism in Eukaryota, Viridiplantae, Streptophyta, Magnoliopsida, Fabales, Fabaceae.
UGUUGAUGGAUUGGUUGAGUUUUCACAAUGGUGGUAUCCAGGAUGUAGUUGUGAUAGGAUUGUUUCUGCCAGCUCUGGUGCAUUCUAUUGCAAGCAAUGUGUGAAACUUCCUUUCAAAAUGGUUCCAAGGUUUAGGGUAGAACUUAGAGUUGGUGAUGGAUCUGGGCAGGCUAUCUUCGUUGUUUUUGAUAAUGAUAUCACUAUGCUUUUGGGAAAACGUUGCCAUGAUCUGGUUUCCUUAGCAAAGGAUAAAGAUGCUGGUUAUUGUCCUUUUGAAUUAGAUAUGCUUAAAGGGUUAGAACUGUUGUUCAAAGUUGAGAAACGCUGUGGUGGUGGUAUUUAUUUUAAUGGGUCAUUUAGAGUUAUGAGGAUUUGCACUGAUAUUUCUAUUAUGGGAUCAUUUGAAUCGGUGAGUUACUUUUCUUAUUUUUAA